ACUCAAAGGGGCGCAAGGUGACCCAUUUAGUUUCUCCACCGGCGCAAGUUAGCACUGUAAACCCCUUAACUUCCAUCUCUUUGCAUGCCUCCACUUAUGGAAAGAGGAAAACAGGCCAUAAGCACAUGAGAGUAGCAAAUCUUUACUAGAGGCUACUCAAACCAACUCUAGCUUGUUUGAUACGUUCUAUAUAUCUAUCAAUUUAUCUAUAUAGAUAUAUACAGAGAGAAGCUUCAAGCUAACGUCCAUGGGAAGUCACUUUCUCACUCCACCGGCAAAGCGAGUCAUACACUACACUGGAAUGUUGGACUCGGACUCGUACACGCCCGACGGAUCAGCCAAGCGUGCCAAGACGCACGUCCAGCCGCUGCCGGUGCCAGGACGUCAUGUGGCGUUCAGGCUGCUUUGCCCUGUCUCGCGCGUCGGCGGCGUCAUCGGCAAGUCCGGGAGCGUGAUCAAGCAGCUCCAGCAGUCGACCGGCGCAAAGAUCCGCGUCGAGGAGGCUCCGUCAGAGUGUCCCGAACGAGUAAUCACGGUCGUCGCUCCAAGUGCCCUAACGUUGAAAUGGCAUGCCAAGGCAUCGGGAGUAAACCCUAGCGGCCAUAAUAGAUAUUUUUUUGGAAAUGAGGGAGGAGACGGGCAGGGAGAUGUUGAGAUUUCCAAGGCACAGGAGGCGCUAAUCAAGGUUUUCGACCGGAUUUUAGAGGUGGCGGUGGAGAGUGGUGGUAGCGUUUAUGUGGAAGGGGGAGUAGUUUCAUGCAGGUUGCUAGCGGAGAAGAGCCAUGCGGGCUCCGUUAUAGGAAAGGGGGGGAAAGUGGUGAAGAAGAUAAAGAAGGAAAGUGGUUGCAAGAUCAAGGUUUUAGCCGAGAAGCUGCCAGCCUGCGCUGAACUGAAUGACGAGAUCGUGGAGCUUGAAGGUGAUGUAUUGGCCGUUAGGAAAGCACUUGUUGCUGUCUCUCGUUGUCUUCAAGACUGUCAACCAACUGACAAGACAAGGAUGGUUGGAAGCAAACCUGUGGACACAGUUUCUUUAGGGACUUUACACUUACCUCUGGAGAUAGUUCCCCAGGAGCCUUAUCUUCCCCAGGAGCCUUUACGCAGGCCUAUUGAUGCAGUGGCGCUAGACUCUCUGCACAAACCUGUUGACAUUAUUUCCCGAGAUCCUUUCCGGAGGCUUGAGGUAAUUCCCCAGCAUGCUUUGCGAAGGCCUGUUGAGACAGUUGCUCAAGAUGCUCUGCUCAGGCACGAUGACUUGGUUUCCCAAAAUAAUUUGCGCAGGCCCCUUGAUGUGCUUCCCCAAGAUGCUUUGCGCAGGCCCCUUGAUUUGCCUCCCCAAGAUGCUUUUCGACGGGCUGUUGGGGUGCUUGCUCAAGAUGCUUUGGGCAGGCAUAUUGAGAGAGACCCUCAAGAAACACCUCCUCACCUCCGUGUAGAUUUACUUUCACACCGUGAUGCGGUGCAGCAUACCAUGGUGAGCAGCAGUGUCAGUUAUGUUUCAGGAGUUCAUUCUUUACCCUUAGAGUCCGAACAGCAUUCCACCUUGGAUGGGAAAACUAUGCAACAGGAAGUGGUUUUCAAAAUUCUUUGUCCAACUGAUCGAGCUGGUGGAAUUAUUGGGAAGGGAGGUGCUAUUAUUAGGGCUCUUCAGAGUGAGACCGGUGCUUCUGUAAGUGUUGGAGCUACAUUAGCUGCCUGUGAUGAACGUUUAAUAACUGUUAGUGCAUCAGAGAACCCUGAGUUGAGAUAUUCGCCAGCACAGAAGGCUAUUGUCCUUGUUUUCACUAGGUCUGUAGAGGCUGAAAGUGAAAAAAGCUUGGAUUCUGCCUCAAGUAAGGGAGCAUCCAUCACUGCACGGCUUGUAGUCCCAUCAAAUCAAGUUGGUUGUUUGUUAGGGAAAGGAGGUUCAAUAAUUUCGGAAAUCCGGAAAGCAACUGGAACAGGCAUACGCGUAAUAGGAGUUGACCGGUGCCCAAAGUGUGUCUCAGAGAAGGAUCAAGUGGUACAGAUUUCCGGAGAGUUUCCAAACGUGAAGGAUGCUAUAUAUCAUAUUACUGGCAGAUUGCGAGAUAACCUCUUCUCCAGAAUGCCGAGCAGUCUCGGAACAAAGAGCAGUUCCUCUGUAAAAAUCGAGACAAGUCCUUAUGGAAAACUCACAGAUUCUACUGCCCCUGUUAGCUUGCGUUCAUCAGUAGGUCUUUCUCAAAAUCUUAGUAGACAUUCUACCUUCACUCCUGGUAUGGAUCAUCUUGGAUUUUCUCAUACUUAUGAUAGUCCUCCUUCACCAAGAUUGUGGGGGUCACAGACAGUAGGCAGAGUAAAUUCAAGCAUGGGAGAUGAUGUUGGCAGAGGAUUGACUGCUACUAGGUGUGGACUAGAACUGGGAAGCGGAAAGAAAACGGCUAUUGUGACAAAUACAACAGUAGAGAUUAGAGUUCCAGGGAAUCUUAUUGGUUCUGUUUAUGGCGAGAAUGGUAGGAAUCUGGAUUGUCUAAGACAGAUUUCCGGUGCCAAAGUCAUAGUGCAUGAACCUCAUAUAGGAACAAAUGAUCGGAUUAUUGUCAUAUCUGGGACACCUGAUGAAACCCAGGCAGCUCAAAGCCUUCUUCAAGCGUUCAUCCUCACUUGACCAUCUUGAUGAAAUCAUCUUCAACUUAAGACUUAAAUUUUCACCGAAGGAGGAACAAUUGACCCCUGGGUUGUUUUGCUGCUAUUAAUUUCUUCAAUUGUGUAUGCUCAUCCUGGAUAUUUGCUUGUGAUAUGCUAAGUUGGUGACACCAUGUCUAGCCAAAAAAGCAAUUGGAUUCUAUCAUUCACAGAUAUGUUCUGUAGGAACUAGACGGCUUCUGAUUGAGAAUUUAAUGUUUUAAGUUGGUCUCUUCGUUUUUGUUUUCUUAGUCA
Messenger RNA from Carica papaya (papaya), 2898 nucleotides. It is a transcript of the gene HEN4, whose product is annotated as RNA-binding KH domain-containing protein. NCBI's taxonomy places the organism in Eukaryota, Viridiplantae, Streptophyta, Magnoliopsida, Brassicales, Caricaceae. Gene Ontology annotation, molecular function: RNA binding. The record is from RefSeq and is a predicted model, not a curated record.